AUGGAGAAAAGUGUUGGUGUUGUUGAUGGAGUUGACUCCAAGUCUUGCUACAUGCAGAAGUUUAGGCUCUAUGAAACUCGUUCGAGAUUUUACAUGAUCGGAAGAGAUAAAAGCAGAACAUUUUGGAGGGUCUUAAAGAUCGAUAGAUUGGAGCCAUCCGAGUUAAAUAUCGUCGAAGAUCCUACAUUAUACUCAGAAGCCGAGUGUUGUGACAUUUUGAAGCGUAUUCAUGACGGAAACAAGUCCACCGGAGGGCUUAAAUUUGUUACAACUUGCUAUGGAAUCAUCGGAUUUAUCAAAUUUCUCGAGCCAUACUACAUGUUGCUUAUAACGAAAAGGAAGAAGAUUGGCACGAUAUGCGGACAUGCUGUAUAUGCUAUCACAAAGAGCGAAAUGGUUCUGAUUCCACAUCCAAGUGUGCGAUCGAAAUUGGCAUAUUCUAAGGAUGAGAACAGAUACAAGAAGCUUCUAUGCAGUAUGGAUCUUACGAAGGACUUCUUUUACAGCUACUCGUACAACAUCAUGCUAAGUCUUCAAAAGAACUUAUCUGGCCAUAAUGUUAUCGGACAAUCACUUUAUGAAACACUUUUUGUUUGGAACGAGUUCUUAACUCGUGGAAUCAGGAAUACUCUCCAGAAUACUUCCUGGACUGUUGCUUUAGUCUAUGGCUUUUUUAAACAGGUUAACCUUUCUAUAUCUGGCCGUGAGUUCAACAUGAUAAUCAUCGCUAGGCGCUCAAGGCACUAUGCUGGUACCAGAUAUUUGAAACGAGGAGUCAACAAACGGGGUAGAGUAGCAAAUGAUGUUGAAACUGAGCAGAUAGUCUUUGCAGAUGCUAGUGAUGGAUCCCCAAUGCAAAUCAGUUCCGUGGUGCAACUACGGGGUUCGAUCCCUCUCUUCUGGUCUCAAGAAGCCUCGCCAUUGAACAUGAAACCUGAUAUUAUAUUAUCACACAAGGAUGCGAUGUUUGAAGCCACAAAACUUCAUUUUGACAAUCUUGUCACCCGAUACGGAAAUCCAAUAAUUAUACUGAACUUGAUUAAGACUCGUGAGAAAAGGCCCCGUGAAACUAUUCUGCGAACCGAGUUCGCUAAUGCUGUUAAGUCUAUUAAUCAAAAUUUGAGCAAGGAUGAACGCCUGAGGUUUCUUCAUUGGGAUUUGCAUCGACACUCAAGACGCAGCAAGGCCACCAAUGUGCUGUUGCAACUGGGAAAAGUGGCUGCGUUUGCGUUGAAGCUAACUGGCAUCUUCUACUGUCCAGUAACACCAAACAUGAAGCUAGAGGGAUUAUUCCCGUAUUCCUUCUCCGAAAAUAACCAUGUCAUUGAUGAAUCCGUUGCGGUACAAGAUAGUAUAAGCAACGAUGAGAACAAAGAUUACAAUGUCAAACCGAAGACACUUCAAUCAGGCGUGUUGAGGACAAAUUGCAUCGAUUGUUUAGACCGCACCAAUGUUGCGCAAUAUGCUUAUGGACUAGUUGCACUUGGAAGUCAGUUACAAGCAUUAGGAUUUACGGAAGACCCACAUAUUGAUCUUGACAACCCUUUGGCAAAGGAAGUAAUGACAGCUUAUGAGUCCAUGGGAGACACAUUAGCCUUUCAAUAUGGCGGUUCUGCAGCGCACAACAAGAUAUUUUCUGAAAGAAGAGGUCAAUGGAAAGCAGCAGCACAAUCCCAAGAACUUAUUCGAACCAUACAGCGUUAUUACAACAAUACCUAUUUGGAUGGUGCUAAACAAAAAGCAAUUAACAUAUUCUUGGGGCAUUUUCAGCCACAGCAGGGAAAACCAUUACUUUGGGAGCUUGAUUCAGAUCAACAUUACAAUGUUGGAAGUUAUGGCCCGAAUCUAGCCGAUGGAAUCGACGGGUCAUUUAUUAGAAGAUCACAAUCCGAUGGCAACAUUAUUGACGAAAGCGAUGCUACAAUUAGGAAUUUACAUGCUCCAGACUGUCAACACUCAUCUAAAAAUCCCGAUAAACGAUCUCUUUUGAAGUCUGCCUCCGACACAUUCAGUUGUGAAAGUUCUAUUUGCAAUUGCAGGCAAAUUUAUGGAGGAAUGGGAAAAGACCAAUAUAGUGAAAGCGAUCACAUUUGUUAUGCGGAACAUGGAGAUGCAUGUGAUUGCUCCAAUUUCCUUGAUGUGGACUCGCUUUCUUCUGGAAAUUCUUGUGAAGAGGAACUACUUGAAAGGUCAAUCAGCAUCACCUCAGACCAUAUUGUGAAUGAACAAAUAACUGAGGUUCCUGCAAGUGAAUCUGGACCUAUCUUGAAGGAGAAGCAAAGUGAAGAAAAACUGAACAAAAGUGGAAAACAUACUGAUAGCUUUGAAAAGUGGGUGACUCAUGGUGAGAUACUAUAUAUUUGA
Vicia faba (fava bean) is the source of this 2364-nucleotide messenger RNA. The record is from the annotation of a GenBank genome assembly. Lineage: Eukaryota; Viridiplantae; Streptophyta; Magnoliopsida; Fabales; Fabaceae.